AUGGCUGGAAGCCUGGCUAUCCCUAUUAUUUGGGCGACCUUUGCAGCUAUUACAGCCUUUUACAACAUUCAUCUUCAUCCGCUCGCCAAAUUCCCAGGCCCUCAAGCUGCGUGCCUGUCGCAGAAGUGGCUGUUAGCGCAGUCCAAGACCGGAAAGGCUGAGGAAGUGUUUGAACGACUUCAUAAGGAAUACGGCACACAAGCCCUCCGUAUUGGCCCGAACGAGCUGCACAUCUCCGACGUUUCCGUUUACAAGACCAUCUACAACCAGACAUCACCCUAUCUAAAGGCUCCGGACUUCUAUGGCGCCUUUGGUACUCCACAUACGCUCUUUGUAGAGGAUGACCCCGCAAUGCACAAGGCGCGGCGCCGCAUGCUCAACCCCUUCUUCUCACGGGGGGGAAUCCUCAAGAUCGAGCCCAUGAUCGUCGCUAAGAUCCAGCGUUUACUUGACCGGCUUGAAACAGUCCGCUCGGCCCAAAGCAUUAACAUAUAUAACGCUAUCCGCUGCGUCACGGUGGACAUCAUCUCCGAAUUUGCUUUCGGCCGCACGCAAGGCCUUACGCAGACAAGCGACGCCAACUUCUACGGGGGCUUCCUAGUCACCUUCGACGCCGUGGCCACCGUGAUUUGGGACCAAGCUUACCGACCGUACCUGCGGAAGAUCCUUGGAGCAAUCCCCAAGGCAAUUACACGACGUCUGAGCAGCGAAGUCGCCAAGAUCCUCGACUUGGCGCUUGAGUCGGAGCAGUCGCUUGCUGCAUAUCGCGCCGCGCUCAAAGAGCGCACGGCGGAUGACUCGGCGCACGCGACCAUCUUCGACGGCCUGCAGGAACUUCCGAGCGAUCAGAUAGUGGCGGAGGGAGUAGACAUUCUCACGGCCGGUUCUGACACGACCGCGCUUUCGGUAACCAUGGGCCUCUGGCACAUCUCGCACAAUGCCAAAGUCAGGGAUAAGCUUGUCGGUGCGCUGGUGGAAGCAAUCCCAGAUCCGACUAGCUUUCCGAGUCUUGUUAAGCUCGAGGAGAUCAGCUAUCUGACAGCGUGUGUCCGCGAGUCCAUCCGCGUCGCCAUGGCCGUGCCGGGACGGCUGCCGCGUGUGGUCCCCGACUACAAGAAGACCAACAGCGCCCCCUUGAUCGUCGAUGGUAUGAUCAUCCCCCCUGGCACUGUUGUCGGCAUGUCGGCGUAUUCGAUGCACAGCAGUGAAGAGCUGUGGGGUCCCGACGCGCGGUCAUUCAACCCCGACCGAUGGCUGGGCGACGGCGGCAAGGCACUCGACCAGCACAUGGUGUCGUUCUCCAAGGGGUUGCGCAGCUGCAUCGGGCAGAACCUCGCGUACGCCGAGGCUACGCUGCUUUUGGCACAUCUUCUCCGGCGGUACGACGUCCGACUUAGUCCCCAAUCGGGAGAUCCGGUGCGCAUGGAUAACUUCACCAACGCUAUUCGAGAACCCGGCGUUUUGAUAGACCUUAGCAAGCACGAUGAUUAA
Messenger RNA from Phialemonium atrogriseum, 1491 nucleotides. RefSeq names its product cytochrome P450. The transcript has 2 exons. NCBI's taxonomy places the organism in Eukaryota, Fungi, Ascomycota, Sordariomycetes, Cephalothecales, Cephalothecaceae. The record is from RefSeq and is a predicted model, not a curated record. Gene Ontology annotation, molecular function: monooxygenase activity; heme binding; oxidoreductase activity, acting on paired donors, with incorporation or reduction of molecular oxygen. The coding region runs from base 1 to 1491 and encodes 496 amino acids.